AUGCCGAACGCGAUCCCGGCCUUCUUCCGCGCCUCGCCGGCCGCGGCGUCGGGCUCCGGCGCCGGGGCGGGGCCCAGCCUCGCCACCUCCGUCUACGAGACCCGCCUCGGCCUGGCGGCGCUCUCCUGGUCGCGCGCCGCGUUCGGCCUCAGCCUCCGGGCCGUGCUCCGCGUCGGGGCGCUCGCCUCCUCCUCCUCGGCCUCCGACUACGGCUGCUACGACGACGGCCCGGAGUUCGACGAGGAGGCCACCAUCGCGGUGCGCGUCCGCCCCUGGCUCUUCUGGCGGCGCCGCGGGUCCAAGCGCUUCCAUGUGCACGACCGCCGGAUCGACCUCGCCUGGGACCUCACCCGCGCGCGGUUCGCCUCCCCCGGCUCGCCCGAGCCGUCGUCCGGCUACUUCGUCGCCGUCGUGGUCGACGGCGAGAUGGCGGUCGUGGCCGGGGACAUGGCGGAGGAGGCGUACCGGAAGACCAAGGCCCAGCGGCCGACGGGCCCCGGCCACGUCCUCGUCUCCCGGCGCGAGCACGUGUCCAUGCGCGACGGGGGCCAUGGCCGCGGGCACAAGACCUGCGUCAAAGUCCGCGGCAAGGAGCGGGAGAUCUCGCUGGAUCUCGUCUCGCGCGGGCACGGCAAGGACAGGGAAAUGGACAAGGAGAAGGACAAGGCGGAGGUCGGCCUGUCGGUCUCCGUGGACGGCGAGCGCGUGCUCCACAUCCGCCGCCUGCGCUGGAAGUUCCGCGGCAGCGAGAAGGUUGACCUCGGCGGCGGCGACCGGGUCCAGGUCUCCUGGGACCUCCACAACUGGCUCUUCUCCGCGCGCGAGCCGGCCCUCACAGACGCCGCCUCCGUCCUCGCCGCGGCGUCCCCGCCCGCGCACGCCGUGUUCGUCUUCCGAUUUGAGCUGGGCGACACCGCCGCCGGCGAAGAGCGCGACACCGCAGAGGCCAAGGAGAAGGAGCUGCUCGACAAGGCCAGGAGAGGCGGCGCCGGCGUCUUGUCAGGCUACCUAGGGAGAUGGGGCAGAGGGGACUGGAGCGAGACCAGCAGCAAUGGGGAGAACCGGAGGAAGAGGGGGCAGGCGCGGAGGCUGGCCAAGGCAAGCUCGUCGUCGUCAGCAUCCAUCGCAUCCUCCUCGGCCUCGUGGGCGAGCAGCUCGACGGUCAUGGACUGGGCCAGCCCCGAGGAGGCCGAGCUGCACCGCGGCGACGGCUUCUCGCUCCUCGUCUACGCCUGGAAGAGCUAG
This is a messenger RNA of Triticum turgidum subsp. durum (durum wheat), 1245 nucleotides long. The record is from the annotation of a GenBank genome assembly. Lineage: Eukaryota; Viridiplantae; Streptophyta; Magnoliopsida; Poales; Poaceae.